Molecule: messenger RNA, 873 nt
Organism: Amorphotheca resinae ATCC 22711
Lineage: Eukaryota; Fungi; Ascomycota; Leotiomycetes; Helotiales; Amorphothecaceae
Exons: 4
Source: RefSeq, a predicted model, not a curated record
AAGCCACUCCCAGGAUUCGACCUGGCCAAUACCCCGCCGUAUCCGUGGCGGCCGUGGAGGGCAGGAAAGUUCCACAUGACAAUGGGACUGCGUAAGAUGCCCGAGGAGGACUGGCUUAUCCUCGACAACUUGUAUGAGAAGGAACAAGAAUUCCGAAGGCAUCUCCUAGAGACCAAUCGAAACGGGGUAAUGCAGGUACUCCCAGUCGCGGAAGAGGCAUGCCAGGAAACGUUGGAAUAUAUCGUUGCCUUCUUGACACGGCGCUUUCCUUCACAGUUCCAACGCCCAAAGGGGAAGCCCGAUUACAUACAUAAUUUGAUAACGAAUAGGACUUUCAGGAUCACAGCUCCUUAUGAGGAGCAUCCACUGGCAGUGGCAGCUCAGCUCGUAAUGGAAGAUAUCAAUCUGUUGCUGCAGGGAGAGGGGGACGACCCCAACCAGUACUACUUAUGCGCCAGUUACUCCAUGGGCCCAGCAGGGUGGUAUCUCGAAGAACGGAUUGGCUGGCCCUUGCACAAGCUUCAUCACCCGGUACCGAUGUGGCAGGAAAAGCUGAGAAAAGCAAUGGAGAGGUUCUUUCUAACACUCCAAGUCUCCAAGCCGGUGCAGAGAAACAAUUUUUUCACGCAGGCGAACGAUACCAUGUUCCAACAAGAACCGUUCCCGUCCUCGAUGACCCCACCUCCGCGGGUGGAGGAUAUUCGCAUCAGAUACGAGCGCCAGACGUUGCGCCGCCUGCCGCGAAGCAACGCCGUACUGUUCAUGGUGCGUACCUAUUUCCUCCCGGUCGUUGACCUGCUGGACGAGAAAGAGAGUCUGUACGCCUUCCGCGAGGCCGUCAAUGCCUGGCCACCCGAGAUGGCCACAUAUAAG